GGCAGCGGGACAGGGGAGGGGACAGCGGGCACCGAGGGGACACCGAGGGGACACCGAGAGCGGGCACUGAGCGCGGUGAGUGCGGGACGGGAGAGCCGACACUGACUGCAGGGGGCGAGUGCGGUAGGGCAGGAAGACGACGUUCCCUGGCACGGGGCUGAAGGAUGACAGCCAUCCUGGAGCGGCUCAGCACGCUGUCCCUCAGCGGGCAGCACCUCAGCCGGCUGCCCCGGCUGCUGGAGGACGGCCUCCCCAAGAUGCCCUGCACGGUGAAGGAGUGCGAGGUGCCGCAGCUCUUCCGCGAGCCCUACAUCCACAGCGGGUACCGCCCCACCGGCCAGGACUGGCGCUACUACUUCCUCAGCCUCUUCCAGAAGCACAACGAGGUGGUCAACGUGUGGACUCAUCUCCUGGCGGCGCUGGCCGUGCUGCUGAGGUUCAAGACGUUUGUGGAGGCCGAGCAGUUGCCUGUGGACGCGUGGUCCUUGCCGUUGCUCAUCUUUGUCCUCUCCUCUGUCACCUACCUGACCUGCAGCCUCUUGGCCCACCUGCUGCAGUCCAAGUCGGAGCUGUACCACUACACCUUCUACUUCGUGGACUAUGUUGGAGUCAGCAUCUACCAGUAUGGCAGUGCCCUGGCUCAUUUCUACUACAGCUCUGACCAAGCCUGGUACGACAAGUUCUGGCUUUUCUUCCUGCCAGCAGCAGCUUUCUGCGGCUGGUUGUCCUGUGCCGGCUGCUGCUACGCCAAAUACCGGUACCGACGGCCUUACCCCAUCAUGAGGAAGAUGUGCCAGGUGAUCCCAGCAGGGCUGGCUUUCAUCCUGGAUAUCAGUCCCGUGGCUCACCGGGUGGUUGUGUGUCACCUGGGGGGCUGUGAGGAGGAUGCUGCUUGGUACCACACGUACCAGAUACUGUUUUUCCUUAUCAGUGCUUAUUUCUUUUCCUGCCCUGUCCCUGAGAAAUACUUCCCUGGCUCCUGUGAUAUUGUUGGCCAUGCCCACCAGAUCUUCCACACCUUCCUGGCCAUCUGCACCCUUUCACAGCUGGAGGCCAUUCUUUUGGAUUACAAGAACAGGCAGGAGAUUUUCCUGAAGAGACAUGGGCCUUUUACUGUUUAUCUCUCCUGCAUCUCAUUUUUUGGCUUGGUGGCCUGUAGUGCCAUCACAGCUUACAUCCUGCGAUGCAGGAUCAAGGCCAUCCUGGCUAAAAAGGACUCCUGAGAGUCACGGACGUGACAGGCAUGACAUGACCAGAGAAAAUCAAGAAAAAGGGCGUAACAUACUAGAGACAUGACUGUCUUACCUGCCUAACACGCCGUGACUAACCAGGACCCUGGAUUCAGAUGGAGGGCUGGACACUUCAUGCUGGAUGCAUUUUCACAGCAGGGAUUGCCUUUUGCCAUCCAGGGGGGGACAUGGAGUGUUUUAAGCCAGAACAAGUCACUGAACCAAGGAUGCUGAAAUAGGCAGAGGUUCCUUGUUCAAGCUGGUAGAGCUGUGGGUGAGACCUUGCUGAAGGUCAGGGAGGGCAGCCUGGAGGCUGUGGGACUGUAGAAGGGUGUGCCAGGGCUCACAACACCUUGAGGACCACAGCUGGAUGUGAUGACCUCUCUGGGUUUGGCCGUAUCUGUGUGAGAACUGUUCCUGUCAAAGGCAGUAGGAAGGUUUUGGGAAGUCUGUGUUUCUAGGGUUCAGGUGUGAGGGCACAUGUGGCACCAUGGCUGCUAGAAUCCUUUUCCUGUUCCAGCCAGGUUUUCUCUGUGCUCCCCUUUUCAAGGGUGUCAAUGCCAGGUUGCUUAGGUGGCUUUGUGAAAACAUCUUUGGAGAUCCUGGCCUGACCUGGCAUCCUCUGGGACAAACUAGGUCUGUGUCAUCUGUCUAGGGAGUCUGACCAACCUCUAGCAAUGUCCAUGAAAUGUGGAGUAACUUGGAUGGGAUCUGUUUGGUACAGGAAAGGCUCUGCUCCUCCAACAACACUACUGUGGUCACGGCCAAAAGGGUGUGAAGGUGAAGGAGUCUUUAUUCCCCUCUUAAUGGUGCUUUGUGUCCUUGGUGAGCAUUGUGGGAAAGCUGACCUUGGAGCUGCAGGCUUGCUGUUCUAUGACCAGUGGGGCUGUGACUCUGCCAUGUUUUUAUCAGUAUUAAAUGAAGAUGGAGCAGCAAAAGGCAGGAGCAGGGUGAUGACAUUAGGGUCCUGCACAACCUCGGGAUGGGUUUGUCCUUGGGACUUGGUGAUUCCUGUGUGGAAUGGCAAAGAGAGCGGUCAGGGUCACUUAAUGUCCAUGGGUCACUCCUAUCCAAGGUAACAACGGCUGGAUUGCUGUGUCCCCCACUAGAAGAACCUAUUCUGUGCUUGCCUUGGGGGAAUAUUGAACAUGGAGCCACCAAGGAGGAUUAAAUCCUUGCUAAAACCAAGGAAUCCACGGGACCUAUCCCAGCCAUGGAUUUGUCUCAUUGAGCCCAAGGGCAGGCAAAUGAAUUGUGAUUGCUGGUUCUGAGCAGGCAGAGUGUAGGGUUGGGGGUAUGGUUGGUGAGGACAAGCACUGAUUUCUGCACUUAUCUCUGUUUCAGCUCUUGAGGUGUGUGUGUUCAUGUUCCAUGCAUGUGCAUGGGAUUUGUUAUCCAGAAAGGCUUUGCCUUGGGAUUUUAUAUGUGCAGAGCCUCCUAGCUGGGUUAAGAUUAACUUGAAGGAAACAGUGCUGUCUUUCUGGAGGAGCAAGGUGGGCUGGACAGCAGAUUUGUUAAUAGGUGGUGGAAAACAGAUCUGUAGAUUGGCACUUUGCUGGUCCUGUGUUUAGUAGGUAAAUUUGGGACUCAUGACCCUAUAGAAAAUUAAAUACAAAGGGAGAAGGAAGUAAGUUUGGAGUAUAGGAGAAGAAGUCAUAGGAAAGCCUUCAGGAGGUCAUCAACUCCACCCUUUCUCAUCAGUCCUGGCCUCAGCUUAGAAAUUAAUUACUUGAUUUCAUAGGGUGUUUUUGAUGGUACAGAUGGUACAGCCAUGCUGACCUAGCAGAAAAUCUGCCUCAGGGGAGAUGCCAAGCAGGGGUGGUCCCACAGGCACCUCGUUAAACCUCUUCCCAUGCACAGAAGUUCAUCUCACUACGGAGUGAGCCAGUGCCGGGAGAGGGACCUUUGGGAAACCAAUCCUACUGAAAAAAUGUCAAUAAUUUUCGGCUGGUUUUAAAUCUGAGCCAACUCACUUGAACAAUGCAGCUGCUGGUAGGGAAGGACUGGAGUGGAGGCCAGCAGCAGUUCCUCCUUGCAUGGCAGCUGGCUGCUCAGCUCACUCAGCUGCACUGAUGGACUGCUCCCUCCAUGGCUUCUGGCUUUGUUUGUGGGUCUCCUC
Passer montanus (Eurasian tree sparrow) is the source of this 3348-nucleotide messenger RNA. RefSeq names its product progestin and adipoQ receptor family member 8 (gene PAQR8). Gene Ontology annotation, molecular function: steroid binding; nuclear steroid receptor activity. Lineage: Eukaryota; Metazoa; Chordata; Aves; Passeriformes; Passeridae. The transcript is spliced from 2 exons. The record is from RefSeq and is a predicted model, not a curated record. The coding region runs from base 165 to 1223 and encodes 352 amino acids. Gene Ontology annotation, cellular component: plasma membrane. Gene Ontology annotation, biological process: response to steroid hormone.